Messenger RNA from Amblyraja radiata (thorny skate), 1664 nucleotides. RefSeq names its product glycoprotein Ib platelet subunit beta (gene gp1bb). The transcript is spliced from 2 exons. Bases 166 to 723 code for a protein of 185 amino acids. NCBI's taxonomy places the organism in Eukaryota, Metazoa, Chordata, Chondrichthyes, Rajiformes, Rajidae. The record is from RefSeq and is a predicted model, not a curated record.
GCGACUAGCAAAGAAGUAUUUUGGUUCUGAUCAGCGGGACAAACCUGCCUGGCACAUCAGUAGAGGAGAAGCAACGGUAUCUUUGCAAGGGAAGUGGGAAAUACACCCAAGACGGAAAACAUCUGUGAUUCUGUGAGGACCCUGCAGGAUCGAAAGGUUAUUACAAUGAUGAGACGGCGAGAAACGUUCCUUGUAUUUCUUUCCCUGCUUCGGGUGGCGAUCUUCCAGUGUCCAGAAGCGUGCAGCUGCACAGGGACUUCUGUGGACUGCAGCGGCCAGGAGCUGAAUGUCAGCACCAUUCCCAGGCUCUUUGGGAACACCAUCACCGAAAUCAGACUGAGCAACAACAAACUCUCUGCCAUCCCCAACGGGCUCUUCGACACUCUGCAUCACCUGAGGUCUGUGUCGUUGGACAAUAACCCGUGGACAUGCGAUUGCAAUAUUUUAUACCUGAGAUCUUGGCUUCUUAAACAAGAAGACCGGUCCCCGUAUAAACAGCUGACCUGCUCCUCGCCCGCGGAGCUCCAGAGCAGGCGGAUACUGUAUCUAACCGAGGAUGAAGUGAUCGCUACGUGUGAUGACUGGUACUGUCGCAUUGUCCUGAUCUGUCAGAUUGGACUGGUCGUCUUUAUCGCCAUCCAGGCUAUUCUUCUGAUAUUCGUUAUAAGGUUUUUGAGGAGAUUUGAGGCUCUUUCUGGAGAGGCCAUUCGGUCAUCAAAGUAAAUUCGUCGUCACUCGGACUACCAUCGACUAAAUAGUCAAUUGAAAACCAUUUAUCCGAUCAGCACUCUUGACCGAACACCCGCUGUUUCCCUCAAUGAGUUCUUGUUAGUGCCGGGGGAAAAAAGCCCCUUGUUUUAAAUGCGCCGAUGCUGGAAUUCUGCCUUGCUGUUCUUUAUACUUUAGACUUUAGAGAUACAGCGCGGAAACAGGCCCUUCCGCUCACGAGUCCGCACCGACUAACGAUCACCCCCGCACACUAGUUAUAUCCUGCACACUAGAGGAACAAUUUACAAUUUUGCCCAAGCUAAUUAACCUGCAAACCUGCAAACCUGCACGUCUUUGGAGUGUGGGAGAAAACCGUAGCACCCGGACAAACCCCACGCGGUCACAGGGAGAAGGUACAGACAGGAUCGACCUCUGGCGCAGCAACUAUCACGGUGCCAUUGUGCCGCCUUUCACCUCCUCCGAUCGCUUCAAAUUUUGUCAACUCCUUAAUAUCCUUCACUCCACAAUUGCAUCAUCCGUUUACUCCCCUGCUACAUAUUCUAUACAUUCUAUACCCAUAAUAUAAAUAUUUUAAACCCAUUACUAUUCUAUUGGCUCUCCUGCGAUGAACACAUCCCCUAAAACCUCCCGUGAAUUAAAAUGUAUUACUGCAGUGCCACACCAUUGCCCAUUAGUCAUGUCUAUAGACGUUCUUAUAUACGUUUCCUCUUUCGUUGUGAUUUAUUGGGUUUCCUACUUUAAUACCAGCAGCAAACAUUGUCUUCUCUCAUCCAAACAAUUCGCUUCUGUGACGAAUAGUUAUUUAAUGCCCCUGUCCCACUUAGGAAACCUGAACGGAAACCUGAACAGAAACCUCUGGAUACCUUGCGCCCCACCCAAGGUUUCAGUGCGGUUCCCGGAGGUUUUUGUCAGUCUCCCUACCUGCUUCCACUAGC